This is a messenger RNA of Racocetra persica, 641 nucleotides long. The record is from the annotation of a GenBank genome assembly. NCBI's taxonomy places the organism in Eukaryota, Fungi, Glomeromycota, Glomeromycetes, Diversisporales, Gigasporaceae.
UCUCUUUCUCUAAGGCUAUAUUUAUUGACUUGAAUAAAAGAAAUAAAACAAAAACAUGCCCGAAUGCUUUGCUCUCGGCUACUUUUGAAAUUGAUAUAAAAGGGCAGAUGUCCUUUUAUCAGGACCUCCAAGGAGAGGUAUGGUUGACUGGUACUUACCAAUCAGGAUUUCAAAAACCUGGUACUUGGAAUUAUUGUUGGACAAUUCAAAAUGGUUGCGGUGAUAUUCUUUUUAACCUCACUGAUCGAUUAUAUAUGGAAUAUGCAAAGGGUAGUAGUUGUAAUGGUUAUAAUGAUUCAAGACAUAAAAGGAGAGGUAGUUAUUAUAAAGAACAAUGUGAGGCUGGGGAAUGGGGUACUAAACCUUGGAUAGUUAAAGUGAGUGAUUUAAUCUGGGAUUGUGAUGAUGAUAAAGGUUUCAAAUAUCAAACUUGUAAGGGUAAAGAUAUUUAUAAAGAUAUGACGAUUAAUUAUACUGAAACAAAGCUUCCAAAGCGGCUUAGUGACCAGGGACCUACAAGUGGUCUUUAUUUAGUUAUUGAGGGCCAAAGUAAAUGGGGAAAACGUGAAUCUAUUACUUCACCUGCUGCAAUUAAUGUUAAUAAUGAAGGUAAUGUUAUAGCACCACCGCCGCCAGCAUAA